Messenger RNA from Aspergillus uvarum CBS 121591, 759 nucleotides. RefSeq lists its product as uncharacterized. The transcript has 2 exons. The coding region runs from base 1 to 759 and encodes 252 amino acids. The record is from RefSeq and is a predicted model, not a curated record. Lineage: Eukaryota; Fungi; Ascomycota; Eurotiomycetes; Eurotiales; Aspergillaceae.
AUGUCCCCCCUCAGCGCCAUCACCAGCUGGCUCUGCUGCAUCCCAAGCCCCGAUCCCAGUCCUCCACGCCCACCUUUACCUUCAGCCUUACCGUCAGCCGCACCUUCACUACCGAACUAUUCCCGCGCAACCAACCAAGGCUACCUCCCGCCCACCCCACCCCUCCCCGCCUACACCCCCCAUCCACACAGCGCAACCGAAAAGACCCUCGCCCUGCACCCUCGCCCAUCCUCGGCCUCAUCAUCAUCAUCAUCAUCAUCAUCAUCGACGUCAAUCUGGAACGAGAAAUCCGGUGCAGCAACUGCAACCACAUCAUCCCCCGCAGCAACAGCCACACCCGAACCGGUUGUCUCAGCAGCAGCAGUGCCCCUCUACCCCCCAUACUACCACACGGCCACGGGACUCUUCGACCCGACCCCCUCGGAAACCGACAGCGACACCUCGUCGACGCUCUCCUUCCCCAGCACCAGCAGCUACGGGAACACCUCCACCGCGACGCGCGAGACGCCGCCGCCGCCGUACUCGCCACGGAGUCUGGGCAUGUCGUCGGAGAGAACGAUGUCGCCUGUUCCGUCGUUGAUGUCGGAUUCCGGGAGGAGUAGUAGUAGUGGGAGUAGUGGGAGUGUUGCCGGUGGUGCUGGAGCUGGGGCUGGGUUGGGGAGGCGGUUUACCGAGGAGAUGGUGCAGAUUGCGGCGCCGAGGGCGGUGGUGAUUUGGGAUUCGGGUCAAGCUACUAAUGAUGGAGUGCGUGCGGUAUAG